Messenger RNA from Drosophila serrata, 1972 nucleotides. RefSeq names its product F-box and leucine rich repeat protein partner of paired (gene Ppa). NCBI's taxonomy places the organism in Eukaryota, Metazoa, Arthropoda, Insecta, Diptera, Drosophilidae. Gene Ontology annotation, biological process: SCF-dependent proteasomal ubiquitin-dependent protein catabolic process. Gene Ontology annotation, cellular component: SCF ubiquitin ligase complex. Gene Ontology annotation, molecular function: protein binding. The record is from RefSeq and is a predicted model, not a curated record.
UCGCGCGCAUCGCUUCGCAUCGUCUCUGCCGCUAGAGGAGACUUGGACUCACUAACUAAAGAUAACUCACAGGCCAAACCGAAGUUAGUGCAGCGCGAGUGAAUCACAGUGAACCAACCAACUACUAACUAGUCUUUGACCACGCGUAAACACAGUAAAAUGCAGCUUAUAUAGAUAAUAGCAAAGGAAUAACUAAGCAAAGCAGCCAAGCGAACAGAGAAGUGCUAGAAAUCAGAGGAGGACAUGGCCACCAAUACGGAAUUGUUGCCCUUCCAUCACCAGACAACGCUAGCCGUGCUAAACAACCUAAACAACAACCAUUGCGGCGGCUCCAACAGCAAUGGAGUCAACGGAGGAGGAGGCGGAGCGGCCACCUCUGCGGGAGGCGGCGGCGCCUCUGUGGGAGGAGCAGGAGCGCCCAGCUGGGCGUCCAUCGAUGAACUCUACCAACAGACUGAACUGCCGGUAUUGACGCGAGCGGGUGCAACCGGUACCACGCAUCACCACCUGCUGCGCUUCACGCCCUACGCCCUGCAUCACCGCCCGCCGCCGCACCAUCAUCAUCAGCUCCAAACCCUUCCGCCGGCCUUGUACCUCCAGCACGCAGCUGCAGCAGCGGCGGCGGCAGCAGCAGCGGCCGCCCACGCGCAGCACCAUCAUCACCAUCACCACCACCUACCACACAGACCCGCCUCGCCGGAGAGUCCACCUCCGGCGGAGGGCACACACAUCAGUAACCUCUUUCCCGAGCUGCUCGAGCAGAUCUUUGAGCACCUGCCCGUGAGGGAUUUAGGUCGUGCCGCCCAGGUCUGCACCGCCUGGCGGGAUGCUGCGUACGCCAAGAGCGUGUGGAAGGGUGUGGAGGCCAAGCUGCAUCUGAAGCGUUCCAGCCCGAGUCUAUUCAACUGUUUGGUGAAGCGGGGCAUCAAGAAGGUGCAGAUCCUAUCGCUGCGUCGCUCCCUCAAGGAUCUGGUGCUGGGCGUGCCCGCUCUGACCUCCCUCAACCUCAGUGGAUGCUUCAAUGUGGCGGAUAUGAACCUGGGCCAUGCCUUCAGCGUAGAUCUGCCCAACCUAAAGACCCUGGAUCUCUCCCUGUGCAAACAGAUCACGGACACCAGUCUGGGCCGUAUUGCACAGCAUUUAAGGAACCUGGAAACGCUAGAGCUGGGCGGUUGUUGCAACAUCACCAACACUGGCCUGCUGCUCAUCGCGUGGGGCCUGAAGAAGCUGAAGCACCUGAACCUGCGAUCCUGCUGGCACAUCAGUGACCAGGGCAUUGGCCACCUGGCGGGCUUCUCCCGGGAAACGGCAGAGGGCAACCUGCAACUGGAAUACCUUGGACUGCAGGACUGCCAAAGGCUGAGCGACGAGGCGCUGGGACACAUCGCCCAGGGUCUGACCUCGCUGAAGUCCAUCAACCUGAGCUUCUGCGUCUCGGUGACGGACAGCGGGCUGAAGCAUCUGGCCAGGAUGCCCAAGCUGGAGCAGCUCAACCUGCGCUCCUGCGACAACAUCUCCGAUAUUGGAAUGGCUUACCUCACGGAGGGCGGCAGCGGGAUCAACUCCCUGGACGUUAGCUUCUGCGACAAGAUCAGCGAUCAGGCGCUCACCCACAUCGCCCAGGGACUCUAUCGGCUGAGAUCCCUCUCCCUGAAUCAAUGCCAGAUCACCGAUCAGGGCAUGCUGAAGAUCGCGAAGGCGCUGCACGAGCUGGAGAACCUCAAUAUUGGCCAGUGCAGUCGGAUCACGGACAAGGGACUGCAGACGCUCGCCGAGGACCUCACGAACCUCAAGACCAUCGAUCUCUACGGCUGCACGCAGCUCAGCUCCAAGGGCAUCGACAUCAUCAUGAAGCUGCCCAAGCUGCAGAAGCUCAAUCUGGGCCUCUGGCUGGUGAGAUGAUGUGUCCACCACGACUGCAACGCCUGUGCCGAGGAGGAGGCGGCUGCCGCGCGCAGCACUAAUAAUUCCC